CACACCCUUCUCCCUGCAUGGUAUAGUGCGGUACGAGGGAUUUUGCUGACAGUUUUGUCGACGCAGAGUACACACGGUUGUACUAGACCGAGAUUCAAGAAAUGUACGCAGAUCUACUCAUUACGCCCUCAUCCGGAGUCCCGGUUGGGCCAUGUACGUAUAGAUGAUAACAACCGAGAACUAUAUAACAGGCAGUCGUCAGAGCCUUUUUCCACAGGAGCUUUAGCACACUGUCCUUCUUUUCUUUUUUCUCUGUACAAGAUGACGGAUAUCAUCGCAAAGCCUCGUCGCUCCGAGACCUCGAACUCAUCUGUGGCUCGACCUAAUGAUGUCUCCGCACUAGGAGUCGUUGACUUCGCUGACUGCGAUCAAUGUUCUCCGUACCCCAAUCGAUGGUCUAAUAUCAGGGAGCACAUCUCCGCACCUGCAGCCGAGUUCAUGGGUGCCUUCAUUCUAUGCUUGCUCGGAUGUGGUGGAAAUUGCCAGGCAAAUCUUUCUGCCAAUAAAAGUGUAUCUGGAAGCCCAGCAGGGGAUGCUGUCACAUCCAACCUCUCUUGGGCCAUCGGACUAUCACUUGGUGUAUGGAUCUCUGCAAACUACUCGGGCGGUCAUGUGAACCCUGCGGUUACCAUAGCAUUCGCUACCGUCCGCGGUUUCCCCUGGAAGAAAGUUCCAAUAUACAUCCUUGCGCAAUUCCUGGGAGCCUUAUGUGGGGCAGGUGUCGUCUACGCUACUUACUUCCAUGCGAUCGACAUCGUCGAAGGAGGCUCCAAUAUUCGUACAAUCGCGGUAUCUGGUAACCUUUUUGCGACCUAUGCGGCCGAUUACCUUCCUUCAGUCUCCGCCUUCUUCACUGAAUUUGUAGGGUCUGCCAUGCUCAUCACCGGAAUUUUCAUGUUCACGGAUAAAAAAAAUGGCCCUGCGCCUGCUGGUGUUGUUCCUGUUGGAAUAUUUCUUGUAAGUCCUUGGCAUCAGUUCGGCUCUUGGCAUGAAUACUGGAGCGGCGCUUAAUCCUGCCCGUGAUCUGGGCCCCCGUAUCCUUACCGCCAUGGUUGGAUAUGGUGGUGCAGUCUUCAACUUCAGAAGCCAGUAUUGGCUCUGGUGCCCUAUCCUUGGUCCAAUUCUUGGCAUGAUUGUGGCCGCGUUUU
Messenger RNA from Suillus bovinus, 1148 nucleotides. Its product is annotated as aquaporin-like protein. Gene Ontology annotation, biological process: glycerol transmembrane transport; water transport. Gene Ontology annotation, cellular component: plasma membrane. Bases 262 to 1011 code for a protein of 249 amino acids. The transcript has 8 exons. The record is from RefSeq and is a predicted model, not a curated record. Gene Ontology annotation, molecular function: glycerol channel activity; water channel activity. NCBI's taxonomy places the organism in Eukaryota, Fungi, Basidiomycota, Agaricomycetes, Boletales, Suillaceae.